CUGUUAACACAUUUUCCGACACAUUUAAAACGUCAAUAACCAGGACAGUUCCAACUAGCUAGCUAAAUAAGUUUUGAAAGACAGACUUUUUUAUUUUAUACAAUUUUCACUUAGCUGACAAGCUAGUAUAUUAUCUAUUAAGUGUUUUUGACGUCACCAAAAGUCACCUCAGUAUCGCCUGAACCGUCGUUUCUGUUGUCAGAUUUGCACAGGUUUGCUAACACUAGCUAGUUUACCAGUAUGGAUGUCUUACGUCCUCCUCUUAUAAAUAUAAAUGGAAGAAUAUACCGCAGGAAUAUAAUUAAGGAAGAGCAUUAUGAGGAAGAGGAAGAGUUUUCUUACAUGGGACCACCAGAUGAUGAAGAGCUUGGAGAAGAUGAAACCUGUGAUACCCACUUAAUUGAACAGAGUGAUAAAGGAUAUCGCUGUGCCAUCGAUGUCCCAAGUGUUCUUUACAAAUACAUCAUUGGGAAAAAAGGAGAAACGCGUAAACGUCUGGAGUUUGACACAAAGACGUCUAUUAACAUCCCAAAACAAGGAGUGGAAGGGCAGAUUGUCAUUACAGGUUCCACCAAAACUGCAGUUUCAUCUGCUGUCACUCGGGUGGAGGUCCUUGUUGAGAAUUUCCGGAGGAAGCAGCCCUUCACACACUUUUUGUCAUUCCCUUUAAACGACUCAAAAAUUCAAGAGGGAUUCCUGAGAUUUAAAGAUGAGGUUUUGAAGCAAUGUUCACAGGAUCAUGGAGUAGAGGAAAGCAUAUUUCAGAACCCUGCAAAGCUCCACUUGACCAUUGGCACCUUGGCUCUGUUAAAUGAAAUGGAAGUGAGAAAAGCAUGUGAACAUCUCCAAGAGUGUCAAAACUUCAUCAGAGACAUCACUGAAGGAAAACCUCUCCCACUGGAGGUGACAGGCAUAGAGUACAUGAAUGAUGACCCAGCAGUGGUGGAUGUUUUGUAUGCGAAGGUCAAUGUUCGAGAUGGAUCUGACAGGUUGCAGGUGAUUGCAGACAGACUGGUAGAGCAUUUUGUCUCUGCAGGGCUGAUGGUCCGAGAGUGGGACAGAGUAAAGCUACAUGGUACUGUGAUGAACACUCUGUUCAGAAAAGACUCCACAGUGGAAGAUACAGGCGCAGCAGGACGUCAAACCGUCAAUGAAAGAGAGGCUUUUGAUGCCAAAAACAUACUAAAGAAAUUUGAUGCUUAUUGUUUUGGAGAGUUUGAGCUGAAUACUGUCCAGCUGUCCCAGAGAUAUUCAACAGACUGCACUGGAUACUACAGCUCUGCAGGGAGCAUCAGCUUGUCUUGAGCUCAUGCAAGAGUGAGCAUAUACUGAGUGACCACAGUCACCAGAUCUCAGUCCAAUAGAGGACCUCUGGGAUGUGAUGGAAAGGAAGAUUGGCAUCAAGUAUAUGCAGUCUGUAUCACCUGCCUGAUGCUGUCAAGUCAAUGUGGACCAUAAUCUUUGAGGAAUGUUUCCAGCAGCACAGUAACAAUUUCAUCUAAAUAUUUGGCUUAAACAAUUUACAAUCUUUGCAUCUUGUUCAUGUUUACACUUUACACAGCAUCCCAAUAGAUUCAAAUGCAGAUCUUCUGCCAAACUGGCUUCUAUAGCUGUCCAAACACUGGUUGAAUUUCAUGCUGCUCUAAUCUCUUGCUUGCAGUACUCUAGGUCAUAGCCAUGAUUUACACCUUUCCUUUCAUCCUUUCAACGCACUGCCUCAUGAAAGUAUGAAUGCAUCACCGAUAUGAUCUUUCAGACCUUUUUUUCUCCUCCAGCUUUUUUUUUUCCAUCAUUUUUCUUUAAAUCUUUGCCUUUCCCACAUGAACCUUGUCUUCACUCCCGACUGUCAACAGUGUCAGUGAAUACAGACACUUGCUUUUGCCGUCACAGCCUUUUUUUUAUUUUCGCUUUCCCCUCAGCUGGCAAUGCUCUCUGCUUGGAAUGCAGGAGGGUGAUUGCCAGGCAGCCAAAAGUUACACUGAUAAAAACAAAGGGGUCUUUUUGUUUGUCAGCUUUGCAACCCUGUCCUAUCCACCCUCCCAUCCCAGCAGUGGCAUGAUUUUCUUUUCUUCUCUUUUUUCUUGAAGCUGCUUGCACAGAUUCCCAUGCAGAUUUUGUUAUUGGAUAUAGACUAGCCAGCUGAGCUGCCCAUACCCUCACUAUUUCAUUGUCUUGGAGUGGGAUCUUUUCCGACCUAGGACCUGGGACCUAAUUAAUCAUGCCCAGAGCUCUUGACAGCAUGCUUUUUAGUGGGUCAGGAUUGCAUCCAACGUAAAAGCACUCCAGCUAAUAACAGAAUUCUGACACUUGCCAAUACUAUUGCUCCUAAGCACAAAAAGAAAGCAUCACAAGGCAAUUGAAAUUUGAUUGAAUUCAUUGAGACUAUGCCUCUGUUUUUCUUUUGGCAGGGACAUGAUUGAGGAUGUUUUGCACAGAUGUCCGCAUUAAUGAUUGUACUGAAAACACAUGAGGAAACAUACGUCAUCCGUAGACACGGACUCUGAAGACAGAUACGAUUUGUCCUGAGACUUAAUAUAACGCAUUCAGACUGACUGUUUAUUUAAAUGGCCAUAUGUCUUCUUAGCUGUAUAGAUCGGGAGCAUAUUGGAUUAUGGCUGCAAUGAAGGAAUAAUUUCUCACUAUCAGACAUUCAUAUUGUCUUGAUAAAUUGGUUAAUUAUCUAUGAAAUGUCAGGAAAUUUGGAAACAUGGGUAACAUUUAGGAUGCCAGAUUUAACAUUGAUAAGUUGGAAGCAAACAUUUAGUAAAUGGUUUUUGAAACUGUAAUUUAGUUUUAAUUAAGUUAAAGGCUUCGUGUUUAAUAUUUAAUAAAUUUUCAGUCUGUUUUCAGCUAUAAAUGUGUCCAAGUAAGAAUUUGCUCACAAAAAGAUUGAUAGAUUGCUACAUUGUAUAGAUUAUUUAGCAAAUGUUUUUUAUGUCUGUUAUUUAUAUAGAUAGGACAUAAUAUAAAAAGUUGCUGAAAAAAUUA
Molecule: messenger RNA, 2988 nt
Organism: Maylandia zebra (zebra mbuna)
Lineage: Eukaryota; Metazoa; Chordata; Actinopteri; Cichliformes; Cichlidae
Gene: ascc1
Product: activating signal cointegrator 1 complex subunit 1
Biological process (GO): regulation of DNA-templated transcription; DNA alkylation repair
Cellular component (GO): nucleus
Molecular function (GO): RNA binding
Source: RefSeq, a predicted model, not a curated record